Caenorhabditis sp. 36 PRJEB53466 is the source of this 603-nucleotide messenger RNA. The record is from the annotation of a GenBank genome assembly. NCBI's taxonomy places the organism in Eukaryota, Metazoa, Nematoda, Chromadorea, Rhabditida, Rhabditidae.
AUGCGAAACGUAGUCCUAGUGCUCUCAUGGGUUCUUUUCUGCUCGGCGGCCAACAAUUGUGCAUGGUUUGUCGGCCGUCUCCAGUGCUCGGAUCCAACAAAAUUGGAAAACGUCGUCGUGGAAAUUUGGGAUAAAGAUCGAUCUUUUGUGAGUUUUGUUUUGGGUAAAUGUCCCUUUCAAAAACAAACAAUGUUUCAGUUCCCAAUCACACUGUUCGUGGACGAUGAUUUGGCGGGAAGGACGAUCACUACGGCAGAGGAUAACGGAACGUUCAAAGUGGAAGGAUGCGCAUCGGACGUCGAUUUCUUGUUCAUCAAGAAUGAACCUGAGUUUUAUGUGAAAGUUCGCCAUUAUUGCAAGGGAAAGUGAGUUGGAUUGUAUUAUUUUGUAAAAAAUUGCAGCUUCGUAGUUAGUCGCUGCUUUUGAUAAUUUAGUUGCUGAUCGAUAAUCGUUGAUUGGCACGUUUUCAUAUCUAAAUAACAAUUUUCAAAAUGUCGUGUUGAUUCCAGAGCCGACAUCACCUACGCUUACCCGAGAAACUCCAAAAUCUUUGUGCCGGAGACCAACGACUACUUCACAAGGCACCCAAUCAUUUUGGAAUGA